Messenger RNA from Pimephales promelas (fathead minnow), 4933 nucleotides. It is a transcript of the gene kcnd2, whose product is annotated as potassium voltage-gated channel, Shal-related subfamily, member 2. Gene Ontology annotation, molecular function: A-type (transient outward) potassium channel activity; protein binding. The record is from RefSeq and is a predicted model, not a curated record. Gene Ontology annotation, biological process: action potential; protein homooligomerization; potassium ion transmembrane transport. Gene Ontology annotation, cellular component: neuronal cell body; postsynaptic membrane; dendritic spine. NCBI's taxonomy places the organism in Eukaryota, Metazoa, Chordata, Actinopteri, Cypriniformes, Leuciscidae.
UAGCACGUGACACGCCUCCAAUGCGCCGUGAGCAGAAGCAACUUGGGCUCCACCGCAGACUCACAGAUCUUCCUCGGUAGCGGAUGAAGCAACUUCCAGCGAAUCAUUUGUUGCGGGUUCACUUUUUGUUCGGGUUACAGGCAGACCCUGCGAAACAGUUCUCGGCUCAUUGGAUUACAUUUAAGAGAAGCGGAUAGGAAAGUGACAUUCUCUUCUUUUGAAACACCGAACGCGCACUCGCCAGGGUGGUCUUCUCUUCCCAUGAAAGGACCACUGUGGCAGGUUUCUUCAAAAGCGUCAGUGUGAAGCUUUGACCGGUAAAAAGGAUGUCCUUGGACAACGUGAAUCAUCUACCUGACUUUUAAACUUGUUGCAUUUUCUCUAGAACAGAUCCGAUAGCGCGUUUCGGAUACUUUGUGCGUAACGGCAGAACAGCGAUUCAAAGUGGACUAUAACUGAUGAUCUGUGUGUAAAAACCUGCACUUUUGCAACAAAAUAUAUUUAUGAGGAGAUGUCCUUUCUGUUCGUGGCGGAUCUGUGAGCGCGAAACCUGCUUCAGUCUCACCGGGUCGCGCACAUUGGGUCAGCAUGGCAGCCGGAGUCGCCGCGUGGCUACCGUUUGCGCGCGCCGCGGCCAUAGGAUGGAUGCCCGUGGCGAGCACCCCGAUGCCGCCGCCUCCACGGGAAAAGAGGCGAGGUCAGGACGGCCUGAUUAUCUUAAACGUCAGCGGCACUAGGUUUCAAACUUGGCGGAAUACUUUGGAGAGGUACCCUGACACCUUACUAGGGAGCACGGAGCGCGACUUCUUCUUCCACGAGGAGUCCAACGAGUACUUUUUCGACCGCGACCCGGACAUCUUCAGGCACAUCCUCAACUUCUACCGAACCGGGAAGCUGCACUACCCUCGCCACGAGUGCAUCUCCGCCUAUGACGAGGAGCUGGCCUUCUUCGGCAUCAUUCCUGAGAUAAUAGGGGACUGCUGUUAUGAGGAGUACAAAGAUCGCAGGAGGGAGAACACGGAGAGGAUCCAAGACGAUGAGGAGAACGAAAACAGCAAGGACAUGGUGCCGCCGGAUAUGUCGUUCCGCGAGACCAUGUGGCGCGCGUUCGAGAACCCGCACACGAGCACCAUGGCGCUGGUGUUCUAUUACGUCACGGGAUUUUUCAUCGCCGUCUCCGUGAUGGCCAACGUGGUGGAGACGGUCCCGUGCCGCAGCGAGCAAAACCGGGCGAAGGAGGUGUCUUGCGGGGAGCGCUACGCCGUCGCGUUCUUCUGUCUGGAUACGGCCUGCGUCAUGAUCUUCACUGUUGAGUACCUGCUGCGUCUGAUCGCCGCGCCCAGCAGGUACAAGUUCGUCAAGAGUGUCAUGAGCAUCAUUGACGUGGUGGCCAUCAUGCCUUACUAUAUAGGCCUGGUCAUGGCAGACAACGAGGACGUAAGCGGGGCCUUCGUCACCCUCAGGGUCUUCAGGGUCUUUCGGAUUUUCAAAUUUUCGCGGCACUCCGCGGGACUGCGCAUCCUGGGGUACACGCUCAAGAGCUGCGCGUCCGAGCUGGGCUUCCUGCUCUUCUCGCUCACCAUGGCCAUCAUCAUCUUUGCCACCGUCAUGUUCUACGCAGAGAAGGGCUCCACCUCCAGCAAGUUCACCAGCAUACCGGCGGCUUUCUGGUACACCAUCGUCACCAUGACAACGCUCGGAUAUGGAGACAUGGUUCCUAAGACCAUCAUGGGGAAGAUCUUUGGCUCUAUUUGUUCUUUGAGUGGCGUGUUGGUGAUCGCCCUUCCCGUUCCUGUCAUCGUGUCCAAUUUCAGUCGGAUCUACCAUCAGAGUCAACGUGCAGAGAAGCGGCGUGCCCAAAAGAAAACCAGGCUUGCUAGAAUUCACGCAGCGAAGAGCGGUGGUGCUAACGCUUAUUUGCAGUACAAACGCAAUGGAAUGCUGUCGGACGCAGAGGAGGAGGCAUCGAAACAGGCGGGUCAAGCUUUGGUAUGUAAGACCAACCCCACUUUUGAGACCCAGCAUCACCAUCUCCUGCACUGCUUGGAGAAAACCACGAAUCAUGAGUUUGUGGAUGAGCAAACCUAUGAGACGAGCUGUAUGGAGGUUUCUCUAGCGAAGGCGUCAAUGUCGCGUUCUUCCUCGAUGUCUUCAUCUUCGCACGGUUUGUCUUCCUGCUGCACACGCAGAAACAAGCGCAAGAGCUUCAACGUCCCCAAUUCCAACAUGGUCGCCGGCCGCAGGGGCAGCAUACAGGAGCUCAGCACCAUCCAGAUCCGAGAGAGACCGGUUAACAACAGCCGCUCCAGUCUCAAUGCCAAGUUCGAGGAGACGGUACCCCUGAACUCGGAAGAGCAGUCCUACAUCACUGCCGCUGUCAUCAGCAUGCCUACCCCGCCCGUGACCACUCCCGAGAGUGGAGACCUGGGCAACUGUCCCGACUUCUUGCAAAGCAACAUCGUCCGAGUGUCAGCGUUAUAGACCAUGAGCACUAUCCUUUCUUUUUAUUUUUCGGCAAGGGGACGCUGCAGCGUAAAGGAUUGAUGGAGCCCCCUAGCGUAGUGGAGGAGGCAUUGCCGCAGGAUGAGCCGUAGCUGGACAUUUUUUUUAAUCAGCUCCCGUCCAGUGAGCUCCAUCAGCUCAACCUCUUGGCCCAUACGUCACGUGAGGAAAAUUAGAGGAAAACGAUGACCAUUAUGGUUGUUACCACUUCUAUGAUUUUUCAGUAUUGUGUGUCUUUGAAUUCGUUGUCUUCAAUUUGAUGGAAUUGCGAGAUAUUUAAGACGAAUAAGGAGUGUACCAGCAGGGGCGGGAUUUUACACACACUUUUGAUACUAAAAAAAGUAAAGCUGGGCUCUACUCGGGUGUGCGGUCGGAUGCUUUUGUGCGUGUGUGAUCGAGGCCGAUCUCUUGCAUGAUUUGCGUAAGUCUUUGUCUUUUUCCAAUUCGGCAUGAGCAAUAAGGUUUGGCUCUCUCUGUCAGAAUGUGCGUUUUACUUGUCAAUAAUUUGCCUCGUUAUGUUGUAUUGAUCUUUGGAACCCAACGAGUGUGUGAAAACCCAAUGAGAGAUUGGCCUGUUGAUACAGGUGACAAACGGAGACAAUCCGCUCUCUCACACAUGUCUGUCCCACCCAUGUUGUGUUCACUCCUUGCCUGGCCUGAUGGGAUGUUUGUUAUACUUCUCUUUUUGAGGAUGGGCACAAAGCAAAGCUAAAUGGAAAGGGAAAUGCCUUUUGUGUUUCAAUAGAUUUGACUUUCUCACACUGACAGUGGAGGCUUUUGGACUUGAGCUCAAAUACUAGCCAUUCCGUUUUAUACUCCAAAUUUUGCGAGUAAACUGUGAAAAAAAAAAAAAUUAUAACGUGCUUAUUUAUUAUCUUUGUUAAAAUUUAUUGUGCAUGUUGUCGUGGACAUGAAAAACGGGCCAGCCCGGACCAGAGCAUAGCCCGCCCAGAACUUUUUUUUUUUCCUUCCCUUCUUUGCCUUCCCUUUAAAGUGAUGUACUUUUAUCAGCAAACAUCCUUACCAAGUCCUGCUAUCAUUUCUGAUGAGACUUUGAGAAUCAUCCAAUCAGAUUCUUAGCGCUGUUUUAGGGCUGAUCACCCAAACACACCCAGCGAUCCAGAAUCUCACAAAAUCAUGUUCAGGUAUGUUUCACUCAAAAAUCUAAAGAAAAUAAAUUAUAUUUUGCAUACAAUUGUGUUAAAAAAUAAUAUAAAAACAUUUUAAUGACAGUCAAGCACACUUUACACAUUCUCAUGUAUUUCUCAUUCUCAGUGAGUAUAUUUGUUACUGUAAUACUUUUAAAGCUACUACAACAAAUGUGAAAUGCUUCAUAAUAACGAUUGUAAAAAUACUUCAAAAUCUAAAUGAUAUCAUUAGGGUAAUAAUUCUAAAAUAUUUUGCACUACAAUAAUGACAGAUUUGGGAGUGUAAGGUGCUUAAUUGUCAUUAAAAUAAUGCACAAAAUUGUGCAGAAUAUUAUCUGUGAGAUUUAUCCAAAUUGUAUUAUUAUUGAUUAUAGUAUUUAAAAAAGAAAAUUGUGCACCUGAAAUACGAAUGAUCUCUUCUCUGCCAUUUAAUGUCUGGACUGGAGUUAGCGAGAAAUUAGUCUAUAAUGUUGAUUAUUUUUAUACCAAUGUCAAUGCAAUUUGUUGAGUUGAGGAGCUCUUAAUGCACCUUGCUCAAUACACACAUAUACACACACCACUGCCCUCCUGCUCAAUGCCUGAACCCAUUCUUGCUUUACCAUGUAACUUAUGCAACAAGAUUCCUUUUGUAAAGAUAUGCUUUGUAUUAAAGGGGUUACUUGGGGAAUAGAAUCUCACAAAUGCAUAUUUUUAAAACUCAAAUGGUGUUGAUUAUAUAUUAUAAAUGUAUUUCAGUUGUAAAAUACACAAAAAAGAAAAGAAAAAAGACGAAAACAGAAAACUACGAGAGUGUUGCUAGUGCACCUGUGUUGUAAAUUUGUUCUUCGGUGUAGUGAAAUUUAUUACAGUUUCUUAAUUUCUCCUAAUUUCCAUGGACAGAAAAUUUGAUGUCUCACAGUUUGCUUUCAGGAUCGACGACGACAAAGGCUGGACCAUCUGUUUAGGUUUGAAUUUAUUUUUUCCUGUUUGGAGGGCAGAAUUUACGGAGUGCAUGUGCUCACAGACUCACAGACUCACUUUUUUUUUUCUUCUUCUUCUUCUUUUUUCAAGAUCCACAGGGGACUUUUAAAACAGACUUCCUGUUUGUGAUAUAAUGUACAUUUAAAUGACUACCAGGUGACGAUGGUCCUUUGGAAUUUGUUACAGCUUGUGUUAUGGACAUUAAAAUAUGACAUAUUGAAAAGCAAUGGAAAAAAAAUACAAAUCAGUUAUUUAGUCCGGUGCAGUGUCUAUGAAUAAAUAGAAUUAACUAAUUGUCCUAUUAAAAUACAGAUACAAAAUUA